Messenger RNA from Cyprinus carpio (common carp), 3301 nucleotides. Its product is annotated as atrial natriuretic peptide receptor 1-like. Gene Ontology annotation, molecular function: guanylate cyclase activity; ATP binding; peptide receptor activity. Gene Ontology annotation, biological process: cGMP biosynthetic process; intracellular signal transduction; receptor guanylyl cyclase signaling pathway. Gene Ontology annotation, cellular component: membrane. The coding region runs from base 1 to 2463 and encodes 820 amino acids. Lineage: Eukaryota; Metazoa; Chordata; Actinopteri; Cypriniformes; Cyprinidae. The record is from RefSeq and is a predicted model, not a curated record. The transcript has 21 exons.
AUGAAGUUCCUGUCUCUUAAGACAGUGCUCCUGAUCAUGCUCACUUUCAUCAAAAGGGUCGGGGGACCUUCAAGCAUUUUCGCACUGCCCCCGGAGGAGGCAGAUCCAGCCUUGACUUUGCUUUGUCCCGUAAGAGCACUACGCAUAUACGUGGACCGCACCCAGAGCUUCAGAAACUCUGAGCAGCUCCUCGUCUGCUUUGGAGGCCAGCAGAAAGAGAAGGCUGUCUCCAAGCAGAGCUGUUUCCUCAUGGGGACCAAAAAUGUGCCCAAAAGGUCAAAAUUUACUGGUAAAUUAGGUCCCCAUACUAUGAAUCUGAUUUCUGGCUCAUUCCACGAUGGAGUCAUGCUGUAUUGUCAUGCCCUAAAUGAGACUCUGGAUCGGUCGGGUGCGAGGCCCCCAGGGGACGUUAUCAAUAAGAGGAUGUGGAAUCGCACAUACCAUGGGGUUACCGGACUCGUUCAGCUGGAUGAGAAUGGCGAUCGGGAGAUUGACUUUGCUCUAUGGGACAUGACCGACACCAAUACUGGAGUUUAUCAGAUUGUGUCCCUGUAUAAUGGCAGUCAGAAGCGGAUGAUUCCAGAGCCAGGGAUGAAGGUGCACUGGCUGAAGGGAAGUCCGCCUCCAGAUAUCCCACUGUGUGGCUUCAAAAACGACAAACCUGCCUGCCUGGCAAAGACGGUCACCAUGCACCAGAUGAUUUCCAUAGUGGUGUGCUUCAUUUUUAUCAUCAUCGUAACGGUCACAGUCUUCAUAUACAGGAAGCUGAAGCUGGAGAAUGAGUUGACCGCUCAGCUGUGGCGUGUGGACUGGGAGGAUAUCCAGAUGAGUAACAUGGAUAAGGUGCUGCGCAGAGCCUGCAGCAAACUCACCAUGUCGUUGAGAGGCUCUAACUAUGGCUCACUGCUGACUAUGGACGGAAACUACCAGAUCUAUGCCAAGACCUGCUAUUACAAGGGAAACAUAACAGCCAUUAAGUAUGUCAACAAGAAACGCAUCGAGCUCACCAGGAAAGUGCUGUUUGAACUCAAACAUAUGCGUGAUGUACAGAAUGAACACUUGACGCGUUUUAUCGGCGCUUGUAUCGGCCCACCCAACAUCUGCAUCCUUACUGAGUACUGCCCUCGAGGAAGCUUACAGGACCUCAUGGAGAGUGAAGGAAUCACGCUGGACUGGAUGUUUCGCUAUUCUCUGAUCAAUGACAUUGUUAAGGGAAUGGCGUUCCUCCACAACAGCGUCAUUGUCUCCCACGGCAACCUGAAGUCUUCCAACUGCGUGGUGGACAGUCGCUUCGUGCUGAAGAUCACUGAUUACGGCCUGGAAAGUUUUCGCAAGGAGACCAACCUGGAGGAUGUGCACGCUCUCUAUGCACGCAAACUGUGGACGGCCCCCGAGCUUCUGCGUGCCGACAACCCACCUGCAUGUGGGACACAGAAGGGUGACGUCUACAGCUUUGGCAUCAUCCUGCAAGAACUCGCCCUGCUGAAGGGCGUCUUCUACCUGGAAGGCCCUUGUCUCAGCCCUAAAGUGAUCAUAGAGCGUGUGGCGGAAGGCCGCUGGCCGUACCUGCGUCCGCUGCUGUGUCCUCAGAGCCACAGUGAUGAGUUGGGACAGCUGAUGCAGCGCUGCUGGUCAGAAGACAUCAACGAGAGGCCCGACUUCAACCAGAUUAAAGUACUGCUCCGCAAGAAUAACCGGGGAUAUGGUUCCAACAUCCUGGAUAACCUCCUGUCCCGUAUGGAGCAGUAUGCUAAUAACCUGGAGGAGCUGGUGGAGGAGAGGACGCAGGCGUACCAUGAGGAGAAGCGUAAAGCUGAAGCUCUGCUCUAUCAGAUCCUCCCACACUCGGUGGCUGAGCAGCUGAAGCGAGGUGAGAUGGUGCAGGCAGAAGCCUUUGACUCAGUCACCAUCUACUUCAGUGACAUUGUGGGCUUCACCGCAUUAUCAGCCGAAAGCACACCCAUGCAGGUGGUGACGCUGCUGAAUGAUCUCUACACUUGCUUUGAUGCAAUCAUCGACAAUUUUGACGUGUACAAGGUGGAGACCAUCGGUGACGCCUACAUGGUGGUGUCAGGCCUUCCCGUGAGGAACGGGAAACUGCACGCACGUGAGAUCGCCCGCAUGUCUCUGGCUCUGCUGGAAGCUGUUCACUCAUUUCGAAUCCGCCACCGACCCGACCAGCAGCUCCGCCUACGCAUCGGCAUCCACAGCGGCCCCGUGUGUGCAGGGGUGGUUGGUUUGAAAAUGCCUCGGUAUUGUUUGUUUGGCGAUACCGUCAACACAGCUUCACGCAUGGAAUCUAAUGGAGAAGCCCUGAAGAUCCAUGUUUCAGAGGCCACACGGGCCGUCCUGCAGGAAUUCAACUGCUUCCAGCUGGAGCUCAGAGGAGAUGUGGAGAUGAAGGGAAAGGGACGGAUGAGGACGUACUGGCUGCUAGGAGAGAUCAGCUCCAAUAAUGCCUAAAAACUGACAGACAGAGAGAAAGAGCAAUGCACCAGAGAGGAGAGAACAAAACAAACGCAUCUAAACAAGUACCAGGGUAAAAGAAGAUUUCUUCAGAAAAAGACCUGACUUAGUUCAUCUUUCAUUUCCCAAAAGCUUCAUGUUAUUGCUUCAUGGGAACCUAGCUGUGACUUUUUUCGCCAAGUGAACUCAGAAGAGUUGAGCAGAAUCGUUUAGACACUUGAAAGAUGACAACACACACCAUCAGAUCGGUGUGACCGGAUCAAGUGUUUACGGGUCUCGUAGAAGUUUUGAAUUUUAUUUGUCGUGAUAGGUCUUUGUCCAGAUUUUUUUAAGCCUCAUGUUCCUGUUACUGGUCACACAGAGACACAGUGCUGUAGUCACUCUAGUUUUUUAACCAUGUGAAAUGUUCUCGAUUCCUCCUCUGGGAUGCAGGUCAGCUCAGAUCUCUUCUAUCUGCCAAAACUGAUCCAGUCAGCAGAGAAAAGUUACGCACAGAAGAGAAAUAAUAAUAAAUGGCAAGUAUGGUUAAGAGAGCAAAGAAAUGUGCAAUGAUGGAUUUUGUUCUCGGAUCUCAAGAGCAUUUCCCUACAGAUGUUGCAAUAGUGUUUCAGAGAAACCAGUACAGGGAUGUUCUUUUCUUCAUUUAAUAGCAGGAUUUACUUUCCCUUAAAGUCAUCAAGAAACACCAACACUUUUAACUUCCAGAAUGUGAGAUAUUUCCAAAUGGAACUUGGUUUAAUAUUUGAAUUCUGAGAUUCCACUCGGAUCCAUUCAUGUGCUUGGAUUUCAAAAAAAUUUGGGGUCAGUUAGAUUUUUUUUUUUUUUUUUAAGAAAU